AUGCUGCCGCCGAAAAAUACUUGCAAAGUCUGUUCACAUCUAUCUAUCUAUCUAUCUAUCUAUCUAGCUCUCACUGCUCCUUAUCUAUCUAUAUAUCUAGGUCUGUUCACUUCUAUGUAUCAAUCAUUCUAUCUAUCUAUCUAUCUAUCUAUCUAUCUAUCUAUCUAUCUAUAUCUGAUCAUAUCUCUCUCCCUGUAUCUAUCUUUUAGUGCUCAUCUAUCUCGUGCUGUUCAUAUCUAUCUAUCUAUCUAUCUAUCUAUCUAUCUAUCUAUCUAUCUAUCUAUCUUCACAUCUCUCUCCCUUUAUCUAUCUAGCUCUCACUGCUCCUUAUCUAUCUAUAUAUCUAGGUCUGUUCACUUCUAUGUAUCAAUCAUUCUAUCUAUCUAUCUAUCUAUCUAUCUAUCUAUCUAUCUAUCUAUCUAUCUAUCUAUCUAUCUCUGUUCAUAUCUCUCUCCCUGUAUUUAUCUUUUAGUGCUCAUCUAUCUCGUGCUGUUCAUAUCUAUCUAUCUAUCUAUCUAUCUAUCUAUCUAUCUAUGUUCACAUCUCUCUCCCUGUAUCUAUCUUUUAGUGCUCAUUCUCUAUCUAUCUCGGGCUGUUCAUAUCUAUCUAUCUAUCUAUCUAUCUAUCUAUCUAUCUAUCUAUCUCUGUUCACAUCUCUCUCCCUCUAUCUAUCUAGCUUUCGCUGCUCCUUAUCUAUCUAUAUAUCUAUCUAGGUCUGUUCACUUCUAUCUAUCUAUCUAUCUAUCUAUCUAUCUAUCUAUCUAUCUAUCUCAAUCUCUUCAUAAUUCAUACGUUUAUACAGCCUUACAUAAAUACACUGGAAUCACAUUAAUAUACAUGUGUACCAUCUAUCUAUCUAUCUAUCUAUCUAUCUAUCUAGCUAGCUAG
Molecule: messenger RNA, 888 nt
Organism: Acanthosepion pharaonis
Lineage: Eukaryota; Metazoa; Mollusca; Cephalopoda; Sepiida; Sepiidae
Source: the annotation of a GenBank genome assembly